Sapajus apella (tufted capuchin) is the source of this 1613-nucleotide messenger RNA. Its product is annotated as ras-related protein Rab-40A-like. The record is from RefSeq and is a predicted model, not a curated record. Lineage: Eukaryota; Metazoa; Chordata; Mammalia; Primates; Cebidae. The transcript has 6 exons. Gene Ontology annotation, molecular function: GTPase activity; GTP binding. Gene Ontology annotation, biological process: intracellular signal transduction; protein localization to plasma membrane. The coding region runs from base 369 to 1442 and encodes 357 amino acids. Gene Ontology annotation, cellular component: plasma membrane; synaptic vesicle; endosome.
UGGCCUCAAGAGAUCCUCCCCCUCCGCGGUAUCCCAAAGCAGUGGGAUUACAGGCAUGAACCACCUCACCUGGCCUCCUUUAAUCUUAACUUCUAUCCAAGCUCUACUCACAGAGGACUCGUGUUGAACCAAGAUGCUUCAUGCAACAGCCCCACUGAGCUCCCAGCAGAUGCUAGCACCAUUCGUCAUCCAUGAUAAGCCUCCAGUGCAAUCACUUACGUUAAGAAAUUGAGAGACUGUUGAUAUAAACUGCUUCCUGAGCCAUAUGGAAACCUGUAUCUUCUGCAGGUUGCUUGUGUGAUAUGGGUAAAGGAGUUUCUGAUUGAGCCUUGGGAAGAAGAAAUAGUACAGAAGAACAAAGAAUAAUAAUGUAUCAGCUGGACAGAAGAUGGGAGUCAUCAGAUUUAUACCCCAGUUACUUGACCCAUCAACAGACUGGUUUUUGGGUUCUGGAUGCAACACAUUUGAAACACCCAAGAAUGUCAAUAAUCUGUCUACAAAACAUCAAACUCAAGGAAUAUCAGUCUGAAAUCCAGAAAACAGACUCGGCACUGCCUCUGCGCAACCCCGUGGGCCUGGCUCAGGAGGGGGCCGGGGCCAGCACGAUGAGUACCCCAAGCAGCCCCGACCAAGCCUAUGACUUCCUGCUCAAGUUCCUGCUGGUGGGUGACAGCGACGUGGGCAAGGGCGAGAUCCUGGAGAGCCUGCAGGACGGUGCAGCCGAGUCCCCAUACAGCUACCUAGGGGGGAUUGACUACAAGACGACCACCAUCCUGCUGGACGGCCAGCGGGUGAAGCUGAAGCUCUGGGAUACAUCGGGGCAGGGAAGAUUUUGUACCAUAUUCCGCUCGUAUUCUCGUGGUGCCCAAGGAGUGAUCCUGGUGUACGACAUUGCAAACCGCUGGUCGUUCGAGGGUAUGGAUCGAUGGAUUAAGAAGAUUGAUGAGCAUGCCCCGGGUGUCCCUAAAAUCCUGGUGGGGAAUCGCCUACAUCUGGCAUUCAAGAGGCAGGUGCCCAGGGAGCAGGCCCAGGCCUACGCCGAGCGCCUGGGCGUGACCUUCUUUGAGGUCAGCCCCCUGUGCAAUUUCAACAUCAUAGAGUCUUUCACGGAGCUGGCCAGGAUCGUGCUGCUGCGGCACAGGAUGAAUUGGCUCGGGAGGCCGAGCAAGGUACUGAGCUUGCAAGACCUCUGCUGCCGCGCCAUUGUGUCCUACACACCUGUACACCUGGUCGACAAGCUCCCGCUCCCCAUUGCCUUAAGAAGCCACCUCAAGUCCUUCUCCAUGGCCAAGGGCCUGAAUGCCAGGAUGAUGCAAGGCCUCUCCUACUCCCUUACCGCCAGCUCCGCUCACAAUAGGAGCAGCCUCUGCAAAGUGGAGAUCGUCUGCCCACCCCAGAACCCACCCAAAAACUGCACCAGAAAUAGCUGCAAAAUUUCUUAAGGAAGGCACCAAAAAGAAACAAGCUGGAAUCUCUCCAGGAAAAACUCUGAAUGGUUACAUCUGGAAGAUGGGAAGACACAUUCUAGAUUUGAGAAAUAUGUUUUCAGUUUCUCAUGGGAACCAUGCUGCUUGGCAAUGUGUGUGAUGCCUUCUGUCAAUAACAGCACCUUA